GAGGAGAGUAGGCAGGUGAUUGCCGGCUGCAGCCUGGAGCUUCCGGACCCUGGGAAGGGUCCCGGCGCGUCAGGGGUUGGAGAACUGCCCUAUCCAGAUCAUGGACCCUGAGGUGUCCCUGCUGCUGCAAUGCCCCCCGGGGGGGCUGCCUGAGGAACAGGUACGGGCUGAGCUGAGCCCUGCCUACGACCGUCGCCCACUGCCAGGAGGGGACAAGGCCAUCACCGCAGUCUGGGAGAGCCGGCUUCAGGCCCAGCCCUGGCUCUUUGACGCCCCCAAGUUCCGCCUGCACUCUGCCACCCUGGUGCCCACUGGCUCGCCGGGGCCACAGCUGCACCUGUGCCUGGGCCUUACUUCCUAUCGAGACUUCCUGGGCACCAACUGGGCCAGCUCAGCUGCCUGGCUGCGACAGCAGGGGGCCACCGACUGGGGUGACAAGCAAGCCUACCUGGCGGACCCCUUAGGGGUGGGCGCUGCACUGGCCACUGCUGACGACUUCCUUGUCUUCCUGCGCCGCUCUGGGCAGGUGGCUGAGGCACCUGGGCUAGUGGACGUGCCCGGUGGGCACCCUGAGCCUCAGGCUCUGUGCCCAGGUGACAGACCCCUGCACAUCAACCUCCCUGGGGAGCUAGUGGUGCGUGAGCUCUUCUCCAGUGUCCUUCAGGAGAUCUGUGAUGAGGUGAGCGAGAGGCAGGUGGGACAGAGUGUUGGGCAAGGAGGGAGGGGGUAGAACAAUCCAGAAUUU
Messenger RNA from Physeter macrocephalus (sperm whale), 745 nucleotides. Its product is annotated as uridine diphosphate glucose pyrophosphatase NUDT22-like. The transcript is spliced from 3 exons. Lineage: Eukaryota; Metazoa; Chordata; Mammalia; Artiodactyla; Physeteridae. The coding region runs from base 101 to 730 and encodes 209 amino acids. Gene Ontology annotation, molecular function: GDP-mannose hydrolase activity. The record is from RefSeq and is a predicted model, not a curated record.